Messenger RNA from Heterobilharzia americana, 1513 nucleotides. NCBI's taxonomy places the organism in Eukaryota, Metazoa, Platyhelminthes, Trematoda, Strigeidida, Schistosomatidae. The record is from the annotation of a GenBank genome assembly.
AUGACUAUUAAUGCUACUAGUACUACUACUACUAAUGCUGCUACUAUUAAUACUGCCACUACUACUGCUACUACGACUACUACAAAUACUAAUGGUUGUAUUACUACUACUACUAACACAAUUGCUAAUACUACUGCCAUUUAUACUACUACUACUACUACUAGUACUGCUACUACUACUAUUUCUAUUACAACCACUACCGCUACCAAUACUACUACUACUACUACUAGCACUUCUACUACCGCUACUACCAUUACUACUGCUACUAUUUUUAACAUUAUGAAUACUACUGCUACUACUGCUACUAAUAUGAUUACUACUUCUACUAAUAUCACUACUACUACCACUACUACUAAUGUUACUACUACUAUUGCUACCGCCACUACUACUACUACUACCACUAUUACUAACACUACCACCACUGCUACUACUGCUAAUAGUACUACAGCUACUACUACUACCAUUACUUCUAAUACUGCUAAUACUACUAAUGCUACUACUACUACUAAUACCAAUACUACUAGUACUAGUAAUACUACUACUACUACUAAUAGUAAUGCUACUGCUACUGAAACUGCUAACACUGCUACUACUGUUAAUGCUACUACUGCCAAUACUACUACUGGUAUUACUACUACCGCUAAUAUUUCUACCAGUAUUACUAAUAUUACUACUAAUACUACCACUGUUACUAUCAUUAAUACUUCUGCUACUACAACUACAAAUAGUAAUACUAGUACUACCACUAAUAAUACUGCUACGGCUAAUACUACAUUUAUUACUGCAACUACUGCUACUACUACUACUACUACUUCUAAUACUACUGCUACUACUACUACUGAUACUAUUACUCAUAGUUCUACUACUACUACUAAUAAUAAUACUACUACUGCUGCUGCUACUACUACUACUACUACUACUACCGCCACUACUAACACUACUAUCGAUACCGCUACUACUAAUACUAAGACUACUACUACUGCUUCUAUUGCUACUGCUACUAAUAUUACUAGUAUUAAUACUAAUAUUACAACUACCGCUACUACUACUGCUACUACUACUACUGCUACUAAUGCUACUACUACUACUACUACUCUUAUUACUAUUACUGCUGCUACUAUUACUACUACUACUCCUACUGACACUGCUACUGCUACUUCUACUGCUUCUACUACUACUAAUACUACUCCUACUGCUGCUGCUUAUUCUACUGCUACUGCUACUUCUACUGCUACUCUUACUGCUACUGCUACUACUAGUAUUGCUUCUACUACUGGUACUACCACUACUAUUACUACUAAUGAUAAUGCUACUGCUACUUGUACUUCGAAUGCUACUGCUACUGCUACUGCUAAUACUACUAAUAAUACUAAUGGUACUACUACUACUCCUACUACUAUUCCUAAUACUACCAAUCCUGUUACUACUACUACUACUACUACUACUACUAGUAUUAAUAUGACUACUGCUUUUGCUACUACUACUACUACUACUACUACUACUAAGAUUACUA